AUGGCCACGGGAGCUGUGAAGUUUGUGUGGAGGAUCUUGGGGGUGCUGUGUGAACAUCGAGUCACUGCGUCUGCGCUCGGGGUUUGCAAUAGCGGAGAGCCCCCGGAUCCGGAGCAGGCGCUGAGCCCCGCCCAAAGCCGGGCCCCCUUGAGCGCGGCCAUCCGGCGGCUGCAGUGGCGCGGCGGCGCCUCCGGAGGCUCGCUCGUGGGGCCGCUGGCGCGGGACCUGGGGCUCAGCGCGGACGAGCUGCCGGCGCGCAAGCUGCAGGUGGCGUCUGCCGGCAAGAAGCAGCUGAAAUACUUCACGGUGAAUGAGGAGAACGGGAACCUGUACGUGAACGAGAGGCUGGACCGGGAGGAGAUGUGCGGCGAGUCGGCGACGUGUUCUGUCAGCUUCGAUGCGUUGGUUCACAACCCGCUGAACGUUUUCCACGUCGAGGUGGCCAUUGAGGACGUGAAUGAUAAUGCGCCGCGUUUCCGGCGGGACAAAUUCCAACUGGAGAUCAACGAGCUGACUGCUCCCGGUGCUCGUUUUGCCGUGGGAAUGGCUGACGACGCGGACGUGGGCAGUAACUCGCUGCAGGGCUACGAGCUGGAGGCCAACGGGUACUUCGCAGUGGAGGUGAAGGAGAGCCAGGACGGCAGCAAGUUCGCGGAGCUGGUGCUUCGUCACGCCCUUGACCGAGAGAGCGAGCAGAGUCUCCAACUGGUGCUGACUGCGCUGGAUGGCGGAGACCCGCCCAGGACUGGCACCGCCCAGCUUCUGAUCAACGUCACCGACGCCAAUGACAACCCGCCCGUGUUCGCGCAGGACCGGUACCGCGUCAGCCUGCGCGAGAACACUGCCCCGGGAUCGACGGUGCUGAACGUCUCUGCCUCCGAUGCUGACGAGGGCACCAACGCCCGCAUCACCUACGGCUUCGGGGAAAUGCCGGCCAAAGUGCUCCAGAAAUUCAUUAUGGAAGAGGAGACAGGGACGAUCACGCAGAAAGAGCCACUGGAUUUCGAGGAGACGCGAGGUUACGUGUUGUUGGUGGAAGCAAGGGACGGCGGUGGUCUGGUGUCUCAUUGUAAGGUGGAGGUAGAAGUGCUGGACGUGAACGAUAACCCACCAGAGAUUACGGUACUGUCGUUGUCGAACCCGGUGCCCGAAGACGCGCCGACUGGAACCGUGGUGGCCGUGCUGAACGUCGACGACCCAGACUCCGGCGAGAACGGUCAGGUGUCGUGCGAGCUGUCGGGCGAGGCGCCGCUGUCGAUCGUGGCGUCCCCGGGCGGCUCGUACAAGGUAGUGACGGCGAGCGCGCUGGACCGCGAGCAGGCGUCCGAGCACCGCGUGACGGUGGUGGCCCGGGACCGGGGCAGGCCGGCGCUGUCGAGCAGCGCGGAGCUGGGCACCUUGCCCUAUUCCUACAACCUGUGCGUGGCGGCGCCGGCCCGCGCCGUGCCCGAGGCCGCUUGGCCGCCGCCGCCGCCGGUGCCCGUGCUGUCGGCGGAGGAGCUUCUGGGCGCCGAUUCCUGCGACAAUCCCAGCUCGAACAGCAGCGGCGUGACGGCGGAGCCGCUAUCAGACGCGGACGCGAUUCAGAGUCNCGGCGCCGCCUUCCCGGCCGACUUCUGCGAGGGCACCUUGCCCUACUCCUACAACCUGUGCGUGGCGGCGCCGGCCCGCGCCGUGCCCGAGGCCGCUUGGCCGCAGCCGCCGCCGGUGCCCGUGCUGUCGGCGGAGGAGCUUCUGGGCGCCGAUUCCUGCGACAAGCCCAGCCCCAACAGCAGCGCCGUUGUGGGAGAUCCUCCCUCGGUCCUUGACGCACCGCAGAGUCUGUUGUUGAAGGUGGUUUUGAACAAAAACGAUAAGACUAACAAUAAGCUAGAGGAACCACACCCACGGAAUGCCUCCGCCUUUCUCCCGAUCGUGAUGCCCUGGAAAAUCAAAGCAGAGAUCGGCUGGAGAAACGCGGAGGCAGGAGAUCCGCGCUGGGCGAAAAACGACUUCUCCGUGGCGANGGAGGAGCUUCUGGGCGCCGAUUCCUGCGACAAGCCCAGCCCCAACAGCAGCGCCGUGGCGGCGGAGCCGCUCGCAGAUCCGGACGCAAUUCAGGCGUCAGGAGAAAUGACAGCUUUAGUACCUCUGGACUGGACGCUGCCUCUCCGUAAGGACUUUGCCCGCCUGCGAAAGCUGCCCUUGGUCAGCGCAUGGCGGGCAGCGCUCGGCAGCGCUCGGUGCUGCAGUGCCGAGAGGAGGCUGCGGGCGCCGCUGUUGACNUCUUUUUUCGUUCGGCGGCGGGCGGUUUGCGAGAGUCCCCGCGGUGCGGAGCGGUGCUACAACGAGACGGAAGGACCGGCGGCAGAAGCCGGGAGAGCUGAGCCGGGGCCUGAGUUGAAGAAGGAGGCGAAUCGGCAGUCGGAGACGGGGAAUUGCCGACCGCGGUGCGGUGACGCUACGGAGAUGUGCGCGGCGGGGAGGCGCUGGGGCCGGCGACAGCGAGCUCUGCUUUGGGUGAUCCUGAUGAUGGCGUGGGAGGCGGCGUGGGGGCAGCUGCGCUACUCGGUGCCCGAGGAGAUGCCCAAGGGCUCGUUCGUGGGCGACGUGGCCAAGGACCUGCGGCUGCAGCUGCCGGAGAACGGAGACCAAGGCGUCCGCAUUGUCUCUGAAGGUACGACGCAGUAUUUCGCUCUACAUGGGAAGACGGGACAUUUAGUGACGGCGGAGAGGAUCGAUAGAGAGCAGCUGUGCGAGAAUGUGCAGCAAUGCGUGCUGCGCUGUGAGCUGAUAGUGGAGGGGGAAAUGAAGGUGUACGGAAUCCAGGUGGAAAUCACGGACAUGAACGACAACGCGCCCAGCUUCCGAGACGCAGAAAAGGAAUUGAAAAUGAGCGAGAUGACAGCCCCAGGAUCGCGGUUCCCUCUAGCCCAAGCCCACGACCCGGACUCCGGUCGAAAUUCCUUGCAGAGCUACGAGCUGAGUGGUGACGAGCACUUCUCGCUGGCCGUGCAGGCGGGCCCCGGCGGCGAUCAGCGUCCCGAGCUGGUGCUGGCGAAGGCGCUGGACCGGGAGGAGGCGGCGUUUCACGAGCUGGUGCUGAGGGCGAUGGACGGCGGCGAUCCGGCACGGACGGGCACGGCUCGGAUCCGCGUGAAGGUUGUCGAUGCGAACGACAACGCGCCCGUGUUCAGCCAGGCGGAGUACACGGUGCGUGUGCCCGAGGACGUGCCCGUGGGCUCAACUCUCAUAACCCUCAAGGCGAUAGACGCCGACGAGGGGCUGAAUGGGGAAAUUGAAUACUCAUUUAAGAAAAUCAAAGAGAAGUCCUCGCAGGUUUUCCAGCUGGACAGCGACACGGGAGCGAUCAGCCUGUUGCAGAGCCUGGACUUCGAGGAAGGAGACUCUUACGAACUAGAGGUACAGGCACAUGAUGGAGGAGGCCUUUUUGACACAACGAAAGUCGUGGUCACUGUGACAGACGUGAACGACAAUGUGCCAGAGAUUUCGGUGAGGUCGGCACUGAGCGAGAUCUCGGAAGACGCCCCAUCGGGAACUGUCGUGGCUCUGCUUCACGUGAGGGACCGGGAUGCCGGGGUUAACGGCGAACCGCGGUGCUCGCUCGCUGGGGGCGUCCCGUUCCGACUGGAAAAAUCUUUUGAUGAUUACUAUCGCGUGGUGACAUCGAGAGAGCUGGACCGAGAGCAGGUGUCGGAGUACAACGUGACGGUGCGGGCGGCCGACGGCGGGUCUCCGUCGCUGCAGAGCAGCGCGGUGCUGGCGCUGCGGGUGCUGGACGUGAACGACAACGCGCCGGUGUUCGCGGAGGAGCGCUACAGCGCGCGAUAUGUAGAGAGGCAAGGCAAUGCCCCGUUCGUCUGCCCGCUGUGUUCUGGUUCCUCUUGCUACGGGCAGGUGAACGGCACCUUGCCCUACUCCUACAACCUGUGCGUGGCGGCGCCGGCCCGCGCCGUGCCCGAGGCCGCUUGGCCGCCGCCGCCGCCGGUGCCCGUGCUGUCGGCGGAGGAGCUUCUGGGCGCCGAUUCCUGCGACAAGCCGAACCCCAACAGCAGCGCCUUGACGGCGGAGCCGCUCGCAGACCCCGACAGAAUUCAGGCGGUGAUGCGUUCGGCUGCCCUUGGUCAGGGCAGGGCGGGCAGCGCUCGGCAGCGCUCGGUGCUGCAGUGCCGGGAGGAGGCUGCGGGCGCCGCUGUUGACCGAGAGGAGCGAGAGGNCUACUCCUACAACCUGUGCGUGGCGGCGCCAGCCCGCGCCGUGCCCGAGGCCGCUUGGCCGCCGCCGCCGGUGCCCGUGCUGUCGGCGGAGGAGCUUCUGGGCGCCGAUUCCUGCGACAAGCUGAGCCCCAACAGCAACGCCGUGACGGCAGAGCCGCUCGCAGAUCCGGACGCAAUUCAGGCGUCAGGAGAAAUGACAGCUUUAGUCCCUCUGGACUGGACGCUGCCUCUCCGUAAGGACUUUGCCCGCCUGCGAAAGCUGCCCUUGAGCCACCUGCGCUUCUCGGCCAGCGGCAGCUGCUGCGACACCCUCCCGGCCCGGCCACUGCCCGACGAGCCCGCGCCGCUGCUCGGGGACCAGGACCCUCCCGGCGCCAUCCCCGUGGAUCCCUCCGCUCCCUCG
Sturnus vulgaris (Common starling) is the source of this 4620-nucleotide messenger RNA. The record is from RefSeq and is a predicted model, not a curated record. Lineage: Eukaryota; Metazoa; Chordata; Aves; Passeriformes; Sturnidae.